Anarrhichthys ocellatus (wolf-eel) is the source of this 2241-nucleotide messenger RNA. It is a transcript of the gene hbegfa, whose product is annotated as heparin-binding EGF-like growth factor a. The record is from RefSeq and is a predicted model, not a curated record. Gene Ontology annotation, biological process: epidermal growth factor receptor signaling pathway; positive regulation of cell population proliferation. Lineage: Eukaryota; Metazoa; Chordata; Actinopteri; Perciformes; Anarhichadidae. Gene Ontology annotation, molecular function: epidermal growth factor receptor binding; growth factor activity. Bases 215 to 928 code for a protein of 237 amino acids. The transcript is spliced from 6 exons.
CUCUGACACUGAAACAUCCAGGACGCUCAAGAGGACUCAAACAGGCGGAAUUAAUUCACACAAACGCACCGAGAGAGAGAGAGAGAGAGAGAGAGAGAGAGAGAGAGAGAGAGAGAGAGAAAAAAAAAGCGAGAAGGAAGGAAUAUUUAGAAAACGGAACAAGUGGAAGGAAUACAACUUGUAGAUCAUCGAAUUUGUUUUCAGUAGUUUGGACAUGAUGAGGAUUUUCGGUGUUGUGCUCCUACUGGUUCACGCCUUGGUGGUGUCCAGACCGGCCAGCGGCGCUGCAGUUGACAGGUAUGAAAGCGACAGGCAGCGGCACACGGCUGUGAUCAACUUGGACACGACCAAAAACAGGAGGGUGGAGGAGGAGAGCAGAAGCACGAGUGCGACAACAGCGGAGUAUGGUCAGGAGGGCGAGGAGGAGGAGUACGGGGAUUAUUAUUAUGAAGACGAGUAUGAAGAUGGCCUGUCUGGAGACUAUGUGGAGUUACCACGAAUUGCCAUGGUAAGCAAACCCAAAGAUCCGUCUCCCAUCCUGGUGACAGAAAGCACUGCAGGACAGAGAAGGAGAGGAAAGGGAAGAAAGAGGGGGAAGGGAAAGGGCAAGAAGAGGAAUCCUUGCCUGAGGAAGUACAAAGAUUUCUGCAUUCACGGCACCUGCCAGUACCUGAGGGACAUCCAUGCCCCAUCCUGUGUGUGCCACACAAGCUACUCUGGGGAAAGGUGUCAGUUCUUCACGUUGCCCUUGGAGAAGCCCCAGGAGGGCUACAACCGGACCACAGCUCUGGCCGUUGUGGCGGUGGUGCUGUCGUCCGUCUGCCUCACCAUCAUAGGCCUUUUGUUGUUGCUCAGGUUUCACAAGCGGGGAGCGUAUGAUGUAGAGAAUGAAGAGAAGGUCAAACUAGGGUUAGCGUCCAACCACUGAGGAGACAAAGAGAGGCAAAGAUGUGGAAAUUCUACCUCAAAAUAGAAAAAGAGAAGUGAGCUGCGAAGGGAAGGUCCUGGAGGGAAAAGGAUCGUACACGAAGAAGGGAACCGGGGUUAUCGUCUGCCUUGACCCUCUGCGAGAUGUUCAGAUGAAAAAUGGGCAGGUGAACAUAUUCCUGAAGGCCUCAGAAGAAGUCGGCCCACCUAAAACUGGAAUACUAACGGCCCAGAGGAUGGACUGAAGAUGUGACGAGCCGUAGGUGAUGAGCACGAAGGAACGAGGAGAAGAAGAAGGAACAUGUCUAGACUCUGUGCUGCUUCUUGACUGUGUGAAAAGAGGUCGUUUUGGACUGAACUGAACAAGAUUUUCAACUAAAACAUUUUGUAUUUUCCUGCACAAGUCCAUCUUUUUUUUUUGUUGUGUACAGUAAACCGUAUAUUUAUAAUUUUAAUUUAUUUAUUUAAGCUAACUGUAUUUAUAGAGAUUUUAACCACCUCCAACCGUUUAUAAAAUAAUGAUGUUACAGUUGUUUUUAUAUUUGUUAUUGGACGAUAUUUAUUUAUGAAACAGAAAAGCAAACAAUGCUGAAGCUCAUGGAGAGAUUCAGUAUUUCAUGAAAAGGGAUUUGAUGCAUAAUUAUCUGAUAUCUGGCUUUAAAUUCCGCGCUCAGUAGAUAAUCAAUAGCACUGUGAUUAUUGGAUUGAUUGUUGAAUAGACAUGAUCGUUAUUUAAGUUAUUCAGGCUAGUGUCAUUGAGAGCAACGCCCUGCUCGCACUCACACGAUUACAAACAUUCACACCUGGAAGCUGCCCAGUUGGAUCUGUAAGCCGCUAGGCAGCACUGGGCCUUGCUCAAAGGCACACCUGCGGUGGUAAUGGGGUAGGAGCUGCUCUUACUCGCAAAUUUAUCUUGCAGAUUUGGGGAUCUUUAUGCCGCAUAAGGCUGAGUCUUCUGCCUCAGUGUUAUCAGAUCAAUGCCUGCCAUUACGAUACAUUGCACUGGCUGUGUAUUGAUUAAAAGCAACAAAAAACCUGCCCUCAGCGACUGUAUUGUUACGAAGCGUUUAAAAACGAGUCGAAUAUCAAAUGCACUGUAGCAAGAAUUUGGUAUAAAUAUGUUGUCCUGUUGUCUUACCGCCGUUAGGGGAGUAAAUCCUUCAGAUCCAUGUUAAGCUGUCAAGCAAAAGAGAAAAUAAAAUGUGAAUUACAGUGUUCCACCCUUUCAAAUCCUGUCCUGCAGUUUUGAAGUGAUUUUUAUUUAUGUGAUUUCUUUUUUUUCAGAGCGAAAUAAAAAAAAAAGACUCAAAAAGA